CUGGGGCUGUGAUUAUAACUUGUUCAUCUGUUCUCCAAAGGGUGUUAGAGGAGUAAUUUUACAUAGCUCCUUCCACUAGGAAAGAGUAGACGAGCAGGUUGGUAGGGAGUGAGCUCUCAUUUAGUUCUAGGGAAGAGUAGUCUAGUUAACUAAUGGGUGGUGAGCGUCUGUUAGCUAUAGUAAAGUUAUUCAGGAGUUUCAGGCUGGCUGCUGCUGCAGGAGGAACCUGCUGCUGCAUUUUUCUACAGUUCUCCUGAAAACAGUUUGUGUGUUUAUCUAUCUGUGGAGAGUUUUCUGUUACAGGACCAAAAAGAAUCAUCUUAUAAUCAUCAGACUGAAGCGAUGUGCAGACGAGUGUGGAGGGAACUUUUAGGAUAGGAUAGGAUAGGAUAGUACUUUAUUGAUCCCCAGAGGGGAAAUUCGGGCGUUGCAGCACUUUAGGGAAGUGAUGGUAGAAGUGAAAUAAAAAUAGUUCUCGGUAGAAGAAAGAAGGAAGGAAGUGAAGACAUUUCCCUUCUUCAUUUCAGAGUGUGUCUGCAAGUCAGUCGUUUUCUCUUCAGAGCGAGUCCAAAUCACAGAGAGAGAGCUCGAAACUAAGGAUGGCAGGCUGGGACAAGAAGCUUCUGUGGUGCUUCAUGCUCCUGCUGGCAGGUGCUGCUGCUCAACCUGUCAUGUAUCCUCCUCAUGUCUGUGCUGUGAGCGGAUCAACCGUCACCCUGCCCUGCACCUUCACACCAAACAACACUUUCAAUGGUACUGGAGUAGAAGUUCGGAUUCAAGUGAUCAGAGUCCGCUGGUGUCAGAACCAUCAGAUUUGUCAUGGCUCGACCCCCAACGUGUACGACAGCCGCUCACCCAACAACAACAACCAUCGUUACAAAUACCUGGGAGACCUGAAGAAGAACUGCACGCUACAGAUCAAAAACGUAAACAAGAUGGAGGACGAAGCGACUCUGCGCUUCAGGAUGGAAGUCAAUUACACUAUGGGACAUUUCACUGGAACAUCAGGAGUGAACGUCACCAUCACUGACAGGACUAAACUGAAGAUAGUGAGCUCCAGAGACAACAGACAAGUUGCAGAAGGUCAAACUGUAACACUACAAUGUUCUGCAAACUGUACGUUCAACCAGCUGGAGGUCUCCUGGUUCAGGGAUGGCCAGCUCUUGUCAGAGUCUGGACCAGCCCUCUUACUCGGGCCUCUGACUGCAGAGGAUUCUGGGAACUACACCUGUACGUUGAAGAUCAAACAACAUCUACUGUCUGAGCCGUAUAGUCUGAGCGUGAGGGACAAAGAGGAAGGACAGCAUGGUGACCUUCCUCUGAUAGUUGGCGUCGUGCUUGGCAUCCUUCUGGCUCUGAUCGCUCUCAUUGUGGUUCUUCUCAUCAUCAAAAGGAAGCGAGCAGCAGAGAAAAACCAGAGAGCUGUAGGAGGGGAGGAGCCACCAAGGGUUCCUGAUGAAGUCUACAGCAACAUUGUGACCUUUGACCCUCAGGGAGGAGGUGACCUCGACAUGGAGGACGUCAGCUACGCGUCUGUCCAGUUCCAACAGCAGAACCAGAGGAG
Molecule: messenger RNA, 1564 nt
Organism: Labrus bergylta (ballan wrasse)
Lineage: Eukaryota; Metazoa; Chordata; Actinopteri; Labriformes; Labridae
Source: RefSeq, a predicted model, not a curated record